Rhododendron vialii is the source of this 1992-nucleotide messenger RNA. RefSeq names its product glucan endo-1,3-beta-glucosidase 2. Bases 178 to 1662 code for a protein of 494 amino acids. The record is from RefSeq and is a predicted model, not a curated record. Gene Ontology annotation, molecular function: hydrolase activity, hydrolyzing O-glycosyl compounds. Gene Ontology annotation, biological process: carbohydrate metabolic process. Lineage: Eukaryota; Viridiplantae; Streptophyta; Magnoliopsida; Ericales; Ericaceae. The transcript has 4 exons. Gene Ontology annotation, cellular component: plasma membrane.
UCUCUCUCUCUCUCUCUCUCUCUCUUAAAUACACCUCUCCAUAUCUCGUCCACUCUCUUACUGUAUUUCUUGGUUCUUUUUUUCGGCACAAGCUCCCCUCUCCUCUCCGUAAAAUUUUGUGGGUUGUAGCUUUCUAAGUACUAUUAUUGAGAGGGAUUGCAGUGGGAAGAUCUAGAAAUGGGAUUGCUUGUUUUUCUGCUUUUAGCAAUCUCUGUUGUAUCUGCUGACCAAGAUGCAUUUAUUGGCGUGAACAUAGGAACAGACCUCUCAGACAUGCCACACCCAACUCAAGUUGUAGCUCUCCUCAAAGCCCAGCAAAUCCGCCAUGUCCGCCUCUACAAUGCUGACCGCGGCAUGCUUCUCGCCCUUGCCAACACCGGCAUUAAAGUUGCCAUCACGGUUCCCAAUGAACAGCUCCUAGGAAUUGGCCAAUCAAACACCACUGCUGCCAACUGGGUAUCCCAAAAUGUCGUGGCACAUUACCCGGACACCAAUAUUACCACCAUUUGUGUCGGUUCUGAGGUCCUAACCACCCUCCCAAACGCUGCACGUAUUUUAGUCAGCGCCCUCAAGUUUGUCCACUCGGCCCUAGUGGCUUCCAAUUUGGAUAGUCAAAUCAAGGUUUCAACGCCUCUUUCGUCCUCCAUCAUCCUUGACUCAUUCCCGCCGUCACAAGCCUUCUUUAACAGGUCUUGGAAUCCAGUCAUAGUACCCAUGCUCAGUUUCUUGCAAUCAACGGGAUCUUUCCUCAUGCUAAAUAUUUACCCGUAUUAUGAUUACAUGCAAUCUAACGGUGUUAUUCCCUUAGAUUACGCGCUCUUCCGUCCGCUUGCUUCAAACAAAGAAGCGGUUGAUGCCAACACACUCAUCCACUACACGAAUGUCUUUGAUGCUAUGGUUGACGCGGCGUACUUUGCAAUGGCUUACCUCAAUUACACUAACAUUCCGGUCAUAGUGUCUGAGUCUGGCUGGCCAUCUAAAGGCGAGUCUAGCGAACCUGAUGCCACUUUAGACAAUGCCAACACUUACAACAGCAACUUGAUAAAACACGUGCUGAACCAAACCGGGACCCCCAAACACCCUGGAAUUUCUGUUAGUACUUACAUAUAUGAGCUUUAUAACGAGGAUAACAAGCCAGGGCCUUUGUCCGAGCAAAACUGGGGAUUGUUUGAUGCAAAUGGGAAACCCAUUUACAUUUUGCACCUGACCGGGUCAGGAUCAGUAUUAGCGAACGAUACUACGAACCAAACUUUUUGUACAGCAAAGGACGGUGUUGAUGCGAAAAUGCUGCAGGCGGCUUUGGAUUGGGCUUGUGGGCCCGGGAAGGUGGAUUGUUCACCUAUUUUGCAGGGCCAACCGUGCUACGAACCGGAUAAUGUGGCUGCGCACGCGACUUAUGCUUUUGACACUUAUUAUCAUCAAAUGGGGAAGGCUCCUGGGACUUGCGAUUUUAAUGGGGUGGCUGCAAUCACUACCACGAAUCCAAGUCAUAAUUAUUGUCUAUUUGGAAGUGGUGGCAGCAAUGGAACCUUCGUAAACAGCACAGCCCCGGCAUUGAAUUCUUCGAGCUCAGGUUCUUCUUCCCACUACUUCCAUGGCUGUGGUUCAACAUGUGCGGUUAUUCUAGUCGGAGUCCUAUCAUUGUUUGUGGUUUUCCUUUGAUUCGUAUGUUAAUGGAUUGUUUGCCAGUAGGGAAUUUUAGCUAGAUGGCAGUUUUUAUUCAAUAUGUGCCCAUGGAGAGCUUUGUCUGGAUGUACUGCUCCUGGCCAGUUUUUUCCUUGUCCCCUUGGAACUUUCAAUUCCAGUUUUGUUUCCCCACCAUAAAAGAAAAAAGGUGGGAGGGGGAUUGUGUUGAUCUUAACAGUAGCACGAGCUGGUGAUUUUGGAGAGCUGUCCUAUUAGUCUUGUACAAAACAAGUAGUUGAAGGGCUCGGAUGGGGAUGUGUUUUGACUGGUUAAUUAUUCUUUUAAGGUUGAUUUAUGAUUCCUUCA